AGGCAAGUGCAGAGACUCUCUUCUGGAAUGAAUCAACAUGGGAAACAAAUCAAUCUGUGGUGACUGAAUUUAUUUUAAUUGGACUCUCUGAUUCUCGGGAACUUCAGAUCUUUCUGUUUGCAUUCUUUUUUGUUUUCUAUGUAGGCAUUGUGUUUGGAAACCUUCUUAUUGUCAUAACUGUGACCUAUGACUCCCACCUCCACUCUCCUAUGUACUUCCUGUUGGCCAACCUCUCAUUCAUAGAUUUGUGUGUGUCCUCUGUCACAGCUCCAAAGACUAUUGCUGAUUUUUUCUACAAACACAAAGUCAUUUCUGUCAAGGGCUGCUUUACACAAAUAUUCCUCCUUCACUUUUUUGGGGGGAGUGAGAUGGUGACCCUUGUAGCCAUGGCCUUUGACAGAUAUGUAGCAAUCUGUAAGCCUCUAAGCUAUACUACAAUUAUGCGUGGCAAUGUAUGUGUUAGCAUUGUGGCUACUGCAUGGGGAAUUGGCUUCCUACACUCAGUGAGCCAAUUGGCCUUUGCAGUGAAGUUACCUUUCUGUGGUCCCAAUAAGGUUGACAGUUUUUAUUGUGACCUUCCUAGAGUAAUCAAACUUGCCUGUGCAGACACAUAUAGGUUAGACAUCAUGGUCAUUGCCAACAGUGGUGUGCUCAGUGUGUGUUCUUUUGUCUUGCUAAUCAUCUCCUAUGGUAUUAUUCUAAUGACCAUCCAGCGCCGCCCUUCUGAUAGGUCAUCUAAGGCUCUGUCUACACUGACUGCUCAUAUCACAGUCGUUCUUUUGUUUUUUGGACCUUGCAUCUUCAUUUAUGCCUGGCCCUUUCCCAUCAAGUCAUUAGAUAAAUUCCUUGCAGUGUUUUAUUCUGUGGUUACUCCUCUCUUGAACCCCAUUAUAUACACACUGAGGAACACAGAGAUGAAAACUGCCAUGAGACGUCUGAGACAAUGGAAUUUCAACCUUUGGUUGAAGUCGUAGAUCUUCUGUAGCCAUGAGAUUGAGAUAAA
Messenger RNA from Mastomys coucha (southern multimammate mouse), 1003 nucleotides. RefSeq names its product olfactory receptor 4F17-like. Gene Ontology annotation, cellular component: membrane. Gene Ontology annotation, molecular function: olfactory receptor activity; G protein-coupled receptor activity. The transcript has a single exon. Gene Ontology annotation, biological process: G protein-coupled receptor signaling pathway. NCBI's taxonomy places the organism in Eukaryota, Metazoa, Chordata, Mammalia, Rodentia, Muridae. Bases 210 to 974 code for a protein of 254 amino acids. The record is from RefSeq and is a predicted model, not a curated record.